Molecule: messenger RNA, 2000 nt
Organism: Hermetia illucens (black soldier fly)
Lineage: Eukaryota; Metazoa; Arthropoda; Insecta; Diptera; Stratiomyidae
Product: angiogenic factor with G patch and FHA domains 1
Exons: 10
Coding region: 138-1994 (618 amino acids)
Molecular function (GO): nucleic acid binding; protein binding
Source: RefSeq, a predicted model, not a curated record
AGAACAAACAAAAUCGACAACAACAACCACAAAUUAUGAUUCAAAUUUUGCUUUUAAAAAAUGUUCACCUAAAAUCUAAAUUUCCCGAAAAUCAAUGAAAAAACCCACAAUUGGCAUCACUAUUCGUGGUGAAGUGAAUGUCUCUCCCACUGCCUCUGCUCCGGCAAUAUCAUCUGUUUGUUGUGAAUAGAUAUGUCAAAACUGGAAAAAAUUCAUGUGUUAGAGGCUGCAAGUUAGUUUUUCUAAUCUGCACAGCAAAUAUUAAUAAAAUGAAAGGAAAAACCAGUGACAUUUUAUUAGGCAUAAAUUACCUGCGAUCUUGCACGAGAGUGGAAGUUUUCAAAUACAUUCGCAAACUCCACAAGAUCGUUCGAAGGCAGGACAGACGAUUGCGUCGUUAUAAAACUAAAUUGAAAUUUCUGGGUACUAUAAAACCACCAGAAGACGAAGACAAAGAGGGUAAAACCGAGGAGGAAGGGGCAGCAAAGGAAGCAAAAGCAAAAACCUUUCUCGAGGAAAUCAAAGAAGCUGCAGAGUCCGCGCAGAAUGAAACAGAUUUUAUUUAUGAACCUACCUCAGGGCUGUAUUACGACCAAAAAACUGGAUAUUAUUAUAAUGCGGAAUACGGUUUAUACUACGACGGUUCAACCGGGUGCUACUACCGCUAUAACCAAGAAAAGAACGAAUUUGAGUUUCAUUCCCAAGUCCAAGCGCAACCGGCGAACAAUGACCAGGUUUCUGCUAGCCAUUACCUAAAUAAUUUGUUUGAACAAUUUUCUACUUUAAACAUUAGUCAAAUGCGUGCAAACGCGAUAGGUAAGUUCACGUUUCCUGCUCGCAAUGAAAACACGCAUCCUUUCAUCUUUCAGGCGCGUAUCACACACGAAACCACUGAGUCAAUUGAAAACGGUGGCACGAAGAGAAAGAGGCGCAAGAAGAAAGCAAAAGUAUCAGACAAAACUGAAGACAGGCUUUCGGACAAUGCAAAAAUCUCUGAAAAAGAUAUUGAAGAUGGGGAAAUCACGUCUAGUUCCGAAUCGGGGAGCGAAUAUGACGAUGAGGCUGUGAUAAGCGAUCUGCCUAGCUACCAAACGCAAAGCAAGUAUGAAGAUAUAGCAAAGAAGUAUCCGCCGUGCUUGAGGAUUAUCGUUCAAGAGACUAACCUGCCAAAGCUCAAAGUAGGGACGUUAUUUCUAAUCACAUUCAAAGGCGGGAGCCUGGGCCGGGAAGGAAAUCAUGAUGUCAUUGUACCUGAUGUCAACAUAUCGAAGUUCCAUUUGAAAUUCACAUAUGAUGAAACGGAGUCUGUGUACAAGUGCAUCGAUUUAGGAUCACGUAACGGCACGAUUUUGAACGGCAAACGUAUGUCGAAUGCGAAGCAGGAAAGUGAGCCUCUGAGUGUUGUUCACGGCAGUGUUUUGCAGCUCUCACAAACAAAACUUCUGUGCCAUAUCCACAGUGGGAAUAGUACUUGUGGGCACUGCGAACCGGGCCUUAUCAUCGAUCAACAAAGUACGGACAAAGUUGUCGCCCUCUCUCACAAAGCUCAGCUGAAAGUCCUGCAAAAACGUUAUGGAUUAGAAAAUGAAAAAUAUGUGAAAGCCGCCGAAAGCAAUAAAGCCACUGAUGCACAAUAUUCGGACCGAGCGGCAGUGCGGCGAGAUAAAGUUGGAAGUACAAAUGAAUAUGAAAAGACGGACACUGCGUCAACAGAAAUAGCAAUAUCGAGUAAUAACAAAGGCUUUAAAAUGCUAUCCAAGCUAGGAUGGAAUAAAGGCGAAUCUCUCGGAAAAGGUCAAGGGCUGCUGGAACCGAUCAAACUAGUAAACAAUGAAGGCAAGACUGGCCUUGGAUGCGAAGUGCCCACCAUUUCAGUGCCAUUGACGAAAAAAGAUCGCAUAAAAUCGGAAUCAUUACGCAAAACGAAAGAACGUUAUAAUAAAUCAAAACCGUCAAAUAUCUUUGAUGAUAGUGAUGACAGUAGUAGCGAUUAAAUUGCA